CAUCCGGGUGAAGGUUAAUCAGUCAAAGAAAGAUGGCUGCCCCCUUGGAGUUGUACUGCUGGAAAGGUGAUUGGGGCUUACCCUCUGUUGAUACAGACUGUCUAACCGUUCUGGCCUAUGCCAAGUUUGCUGGUGCUCCACUCAAAGUCCACAAGAUCACCAACCCCUGGAGAAGCCCCACAGGUACGUUGCCGUCACUGAAGACCACGGAGGAAAGUAAUGGUAGUCUUUCCAAACCCAGUAAUAUCAUCAUUCACCUUAGAAAACAGAAAUACAACGCUGACUAUGACCUCUCAGCCAAGGAAGGGGCAGACACUCUGGCCUUUGUGUCACUACUGGAGGAGAAACUGCUGCCCGCAUUGAUCUACACCCAUUGGGUGGACUCAAAAAACUAUGUGGACGUGACGCGGCGCUGGUACGCCGAGAAUAUCCCCUUCCCACUCAACUUCCUGCUGCCCAACCGCAUUCACAACCAGCAACUGGAGAGGCUGAGGCUGGUGAGGGGGGACUCUACACUGGAGCCCGGGGAGCAGCUGGAGAAGGAGGUGAGGCUCUACCAUGAUGCGUUGGAGUGCAUGACCCUGCUCUCGCAACGCCUGGGCUCACACAAGUUCUUCUUUGGGGAUUCCCCAUCCUCUUUGGAUGCCUAUGUGUUCGGUCACCUAGCCCCCCUGCUGAAGGUGAAGCUGCCCAAUGGGAAACUCCAGCAACACCUCAACUCCCUGGACAACCUGCGGCACUACUGCACCAACAUCCUCGUCCUCUAUUUCCCCUCAGAGGGCGGAGAGCCACCCAUUCGCAAGGUGUCAGUCCAUUCGGACGGUAGUGACUUUGACAGCGAGCCCCAUAAACGACGCAAGCAAAUCCUAUCGGUACUGUUCGCCAUGGGUUCGAUGCUGGGCUACGCCAUUUUGAUGGGGAUCGUCAGCAUCCAGCACAUCCGACCGCAGGCAGCGCUAGUGGGACCCCGUCACAUCGAAGAGGGAGGCGAGGAGGAGGAGGAGGAAGAGAAAUGAGCAGUACAGGCUCGGUGUAGGACCAGGUAGAAGGAGGCGUUGUGAGGGGAAAAUGGACGUUCUCUGACUUAUUCCGUGCACUGCAUAUUGACGGACAAUAGGGGAACAGGAAUUACGUUCCUUAAAAAUCUAAAUCUCCCACAAUGCACGAUAAUCCUCUCAGUACAGACCACUUCUUGGCAUCCACAAACAUGCCUAGUUAUACGGUCUCUUUUUUUGGUGCUUGAUUUUUGUUUUCUCGACAUCCCAGGAAGGCAUACCUUUUCUUGUCUCAGAAUCUUCAAGAACGCUUUCAUAUAAUUCAAGAAUGGUUGCCUUUCCUUUUUUCAGGUUUCUUUCUUUCAGGUUGGGGGUGGGGGGUGUUGAGCCACUUUCUGAAAUGUUUUGUCAGAUUUCACUUGCACAAACAGAAUUUUGACUUGAUUUCAGGUCAUUAAAAGUAAAAAUGCUGAA
Messenger RNA from Coregonus clupeaformis (lake whitefish), 1469 nucleotides. Its product is annotated as metaxin-1-like. The transcript has 8 exons. The record is from RefSeq and is a predicted model, not a curated record. Lineage: Eukaryota; Metazoa; Chordata; Actinopteri; Salmoniformes; Salmonidae. Gene Ontology annotation, cellular component: SAM complex. Gene Ontology annotation, biological process: mitochondrion organization. The coding region runs from base 33 to 1016 and encodes 327 amino acids.